CGCGCACGCAACCGCUGCGGUUGCCGCCCGCCGAGCGAAUGGCCGCCGUGCGCGAGUGAGGCGCUGCCGGGCCCGAGCGGCUGAGACGCGGAUCGGUGUCGCCUCUUUCCUCCCUCCCCUUCCGUAGCACAGAUGGAGACCGGCAACUAAAGGCAGAGGCAAUCGAGCGAGUCUCCCCCGCAGGCGCCGCCGACGGCCGAGCCCGGGGGUCGGCUGAGGCGAUGCUCCGCGGCAUGGGCCGGGUGGUCGGCAGCCGCCGCUCUUUGGCUGCGGAGUGAAGGCGGUCGCCCUCCCGCCAUGGAUAAGCUGACCAUAAUCUCAGGAUGCCUCUUCCUGGCCGCCGACAUCUUCGCCAUCGCCAGCCUGGCCAACCCGGACUGGAUCAAUACCGGGGAGUCCGCAGGUGCACUGACAGUUGGCCUUGUUCGCCAGUGUCAAACGAUCCAUGGCCGUGACCGAACAUGUGUCCCUCCUCGUCUUCCACCCGAAUGGGUCACAACACUCUUUUUCAUCAUCAUGGGUAUCAUUUCAUUAACGGUAACGUGUGGUUUGCUGGUGGCAUCGCACUGGAGAAGAGAAACCACCAAAUAUGCCCGUUGGAUAGCCUUUGCUGGAAUGAUCCUAUUCUGCAUGGCAGCCCUCAUCUUUCCGAUUGGAUUUUACAUCAAUGAAGUUGGUGGCCAGCCAUACAAGCUGCCCAAUAACACCCAGGUUGGAUCAUCAUACGUGCUUUUUGUCUUGUCCAUCUUCUUCACAAUCGUGGGACUCCUGUUCGCUGGGAAGGUUUGUCUCCCUGGGUGAGGAAUUGGGAAAUGCCCUGCCUGGUUUUUCAUCAUUUGAGAAGACCCGGUUAUCAUACCCAUGUUGCUUUCUGCAGCCAGGGACUGUUCAAGCAACUCCCGCCGUCGAGGGUGGAUUAGUUCUUGUCACUAUGCACUUUGGAGACAAAGAAGAACGUUUCCUCUCCCGUGAGACUCGGAAACUAGCCAGCAAACUGCUGCUUUGUGGAGAAGGAUGGGGUUCUUCUGGGAAAAAGCAUUUGUGGGAACUGCUUCACUGAGGAGUGAUAAAGGCCCAGCUCUCUCCCUGCCCCGCCAUUAACACUACACCCAUCAUCGUUUUGCAUUGGCUCCAGAUGUUGGAAUCCAUUAUCUCUCAUUUUUGCUCUUUGGAAAGAGACUCCGUUUGCGCUGGCGGUGAGGAGGUAGACUCAGUGGGGCAGGCCUCACUGGUGAGACGCAGAACACUGCAUUUCAUGGAUGAGAAACCAUUCAGUCGACGGGGUUUGGGGGUGGGGGGUGCUGGGGAAACGCUACACUACUUAAAGCGAUACCAAAAUGGAUUUGACCCCAGGGUCUGGACUCUCUGGAGCACCAGUCUGACCGGGGCCCGGUGUUAUGAAGCCUAUAGAUCAAAGGUUGCAUUCUAGUCUGUAUAAAACAAACUUGGAAAAUUAUCCCUGCUGGAUAUUAAAGCCAAAUAUAUUAUUUUUUUUAAUAAUAUUUAGAAGAAACUCCUUUUCCCUAUUUCUGUUGGCUGAUGAAUUACAUCGUGGACGCAACUCUGGCCAGUUGGUUGCUUUACUGGAAGACACUAUUAUGUGAAAGUAGAAAUGAUUAGAGUCGCUGUUACUUUGAGGUGGAAAGCCCUCAGUUA
Molecule: messenger RNA, 1656 nt
Organism: Hypanus sabinus (Atlantic stingray)
Lineage: Eukaryota; Metazoa; Chordata; Chondrichthyes; Myliobatiformes; Dasyatidae
Exons: 3
Coding region: 298-801 (167 amino acids)
Biological process (GO): negative regulation of smoothened signaling pathway
Cellular component (GO): ciliary membrane; Golgi apparatus
Source: RefSeq, a predicted model, not a curated record